AUGCUGUGGCAAGACAUUACAGCCGAUCAGAUACAAUCCAUACUUUCAAAUGUAUCGAGUGUUGAGGAUUUGAAACAAAAUAUGAAUGAAGUUUUGGAUUUGUAUGAGCUCUACCCGAACUUGUCGGUUAAACAAUAUCAAAUUCUUUCGGAUCUACUCAUGUAUACGAUCAUGUUCUGCAUGAGAAACAGAUUUACUCUCGAGAAGAUUUCAGCCUUAUUUACAAUUGUCAAGGAAAUUCAUAAGGACACUUCGAAUAAUGAUAUUUCUCUUUACGACAGUUUUGUUCAUUUCAAACAGCUAGUAACAAAAUAUAGUGUACAUAGACCUCCCUUCAGUAUUGAGGUGUUCCAUGUGGACGACGUGAAGAAAAUUUCGGAAUACAUUUACAACACAUUUUAUCGUCACUACAAAAUGUACCAAUAUGUUUUCUGUCCAAAGCAAACGGCUUCUGUCACGAUUGUGCCAUCUCCAUCACAAUUAAUUCUUCCAAAACCAUUCGAAAUGCUCAGUUUGGGGAAGGCAAUGACCCAACAAGAAUUCCAAGAAAAGAAGCAACAACAAGUUUUGGCUGAAGAGAAAGCAAAACAAAAUACCACAACACCUCAGGCCACUCCCCGAUUGGAGAACAAUGGUAAAUCUGUGUCUCCCCCACUUUCUACAGAACAAAGACCAACAAAUGAACAGCAAGUCACAAAAGAAGAAGCACCACAAUCAGCAGAACAAAAGAAGCAACCACCACACCCUCAAAUCCUUAAACAGUUAGAACCCAUUAAAAAGGAAAUUGAGGAAAUGACUCAAAGCAGAAUUUCAGAACUCGAAUCCAGAAUUGCAGAGUUGGAACAAAUAGUUGCAGAAAAGAAGCCCUCCAAGACACCCGUCAAACGAUAG
Molecule: messenger RNA, 891 nt
Organism: Naegleria fowleri
Lineage: Eukaryota; Heterolobosea; Eutetramitea; Acrasida; Naegleriidae
Exons: 3
Coding region: 1-891 (296 amino acids)
Source: RefSeq, a predicted model, not a curated record